GUUAAAGUCCAUGAACUUUACAAAUCAACGCAUCACAUGUAUCAGAUACAGAUAGUAAGAAGUAAAGUCAGCUGUGUAGAUAUUAGCGUAUUCUUGUCGCAGUCUAAUUGAAAUAAUGGCUGAUCAGAGACAAAAGUUCCAUGCGUCUAUUGUCCGUAAGCAGUUACAACCUGGGGCGGCCUCAGCGAUUUACCAAUCACAACGCGAGUUGGCAAUCUCUUUGGAACUUUCUUAUCUGCACCUGGCAGAUCAUCCGGAUGUCGCCAGAGAGAGCCCGAAAAUCAUCGAGAAAGCAUUCGUUAAGAUUAUUGAACAAGCGGAAAUUAUGAAAAAGGAAUCGGAGGCCGCAUUUUCAAGUAGCAAGAAACUUCAAAAAGAGCUGCAAGAGAACCUGGCGGCUGUAGAAGAAACUGCCAGUAAUAUCAAAAUAGAAACCACGCGCCUUAAAUCAGAAAUUGAGAAAGAACUACAGAUGGAAAAUGAUGCGCGUACGCGUUUACAACAACUGGAGGAGGAAAAGAAACAGCUGGAUAAGGAUUUGCAAUCGUUGACUAAAGACAAAGAUUUGCGUCUUAAAUAUGCAAAUUAUUUAGGUCUGCCAGUGGAUGCCGACGAAACAUUCCUGGAUAACAUUAGCCCACGAAACGGUUUGUUUAAAGAGUUUCUUUACCUAUUUCGGAGAAUCGUAAUGGGAGUCACGAAGGAAGAAGAAGAGAAGCGUCUCGUGCAGGAAUACCGAGACGUAAAACACAAUUACGACGAAACAUUGACAGAACAACAAACUGUCGAAAAUCAUAUGAAAGAGACAGAGGAAGAAUCACAUCAAUGCCAUGCUAAGAUGAAGGACUUAAGAGUACAACAAGAAGGCUUCGGCAAUAUUAAAAACAUUCAAAAAGCCUUGAAAUAUCUGGGGCAAAUGGAUGGUCAUUUAUCAAUUAUAAUUGACAUGUGGGAUGAUUUUGCUCAUACACUCAAAUACAUGAAUGAACGUAUCAAAGCUGGGGAUGUGUACAUUAAGAUGAUUGAAAAGGAGGAAUUCGCAAACCUAUUCAAGGAGUCUAUCAGUCGGGCAGAAGAGGACUGGCAGUUGUUUGCCGAGAUAUGUAACGGAUACGUGGAGGAAAACGAAGAACAAAUCUAUAUUAUAUACGGUUUUCUGUCAUCACCUAUUGACUCCAUGUCGGAUUCCGACAUAUCAGACCGGAAGAAGAAACUGCUUUCGUCUUUCAAGUCGGAUAGUGUGUCAGUCGAGGAGAUAACCGUAGAUUCUGAUGCUUGCUAGUUAGUUUUUUAUUGUCAAUCAAAGUCAUCUGUGAUUAGGAGAUAAAUGCGCGCUCAAAUCUAUAUUUAAUGUAUUUCAUCUUUGAAUGUUUAAAUUGACUUUUCUUUCAUUAUUGUAUGAUAUUAAACACAUACUUGUUUUAUAUAGUGUAAAAGCUAUGUAGGAUAUAAUUCGGUGUAUGGAUAUAGAUUUCAAGAAUCGGUAACAAUCAACUACAGCAUAUUUCGGUUUUAGCGUAAAGAAUAGUAUGAUAUAACCAUUUUUUUAAACCACAAAAUAAGAUAUUUUAUGAACGUUUGACACUUAAAAUAUUACGCACCAAAUAAUUUUGCACAACAUACAUUAAAAUGUCCGUUCAUAGAAAAUUGAAGACCGAUCUUUGUAAAAAAAUUCGCGUUCUGCAAUAUUUCUGAUUGCUUCAAAGAUGGCCGCCAAACAUUGAAAACUUGCAGAUCGCGUAAAUUAUAUAUUCUAUAGCAUAUCAACACAAAUCUUAAAGCUUGCAUUAGAAUCAGAGUUAGAAUUAAAUUGCACAACAUUUUUUUUGUUAAAGGGAUCUUUUCACGCUUUCGUAAAUUGACAAAAUUGAAAAAAGUUGUUUCAGAUUCGCAAAUUUUCGUUUUAGUUAUGAUAUUUGUGAGGAAACAGUAAUACUGAACAUUUACCAUGGUCUAAUAUAGCCAUUAUAUGCAUCUUUUGACGAUUUUAAAACCUCAAAAUUAUAAAGCGUUGCAACGCGAAACGAUUGAAUAAUUUGGAGAGUUCUGUUUUUGUCGUUAAAUUUUGUGAAACUACGAAGAUUGCUUAUAUAAGGCAUAAAAUACUUCAAGUAUAUGUACUCGGCGGAAUAGCUCAGUAAGCUAAAGCGUUUUUACUUCAGGACUCUGGCAGGACUCCAGGGGUCACUGGUUCGAAACCUGGUCCGGACAAUGUUCUUUUCCUUUUUUUAAUUUUAUUCUUGAUUUUUUUACUGGAGCUUUUACGAUCCAAUGUUUACAUUUAUCGAUAUAAAGCAUUUAAUGAAUGAGCUAAAAAAUGCAAAAAUCUGUGAAAAGGCCCCUUUAAAAUACUAUAUGCAAAUGAAAGGAUAAAAGGAUAAAACAAGGUCGACAAAGACGAUAAUGGAAGUUUAUGAGUGGUGAUUAUUUGAAUGCAUAAAUUGUUUUAACAAAUAUAUGUUACGUCUUCUCACCACAUAUCUUGUAAACGGGGUAAUCCGAACAUUCAGGCGCUAUUGGCGUUUUGUUUCUAAUGCAUUUAAUCACUCCGUGAGUAGUUGAUUAAACUUAAAGUAUGUUGUUUUUUUAAUUAAAUGGAGAUUCCCUAUUGCAACAUGACAGAUCAUUAUGUGAGGAAAAAAAGCAUUCAGUAAUACAAUUUGCUCGAUGUUUUAACGCAUCACAUCCUAAUAUUGCUAAUAUGUUACAUAAACACUAGGAUUUGUUACGAUUAUCAGACAGAGAUAGUGUGAUGUCCUUACAUACAUCUAUCUCUUCUAUGGCCUAUAAACGACCUUAGAAUAUAUAUAUAUAUAUAUAUAUAUAUAUAUAUAUAUAUAUAUAUAUUAACAGUCAUGUACGAUUCCAAUAACAGUACUCAAAAUACAUUUAUCGGGAAAAUAAAUACGACGGAGACUGGUUUGUCCUAUGAUUAACAAUAUGAUGUGAUUGUACAGGCCUUUCCUGUAAUAUAUUUCCAUUUGUUUUUUGUGUGCUAGCUUUAGCUCUGAAGUUUUGUAGAAAUUUAAAUAUGACACAUGCAAUUUAGAAUAGAAUCAAGUACAUUGAAACAUUAAAAAAAUAUCGUUUUACAUCUAAAUUGCCAUAAAAACUAUUUUCGAAGAAUACGAAUAAAAUUAAGUUGUCUGACCAUUUACUCGAUCUCAAAAAUCGUGUUCCCGAUGACAAUGCAUAGCAUGCGAUUCAUUUAUGCAUUUAAAUAUGAUGGUUUGAAUAAAUUAUGUCAAUUAUGUUUAUCAAGUAAAAAUAGUUUUUUUUUAUUGAGGAUCAUAUUUUUGGAGUUAUAUGGGAAGGAGCGCUGAGUUAAAUUAAAAAUUGACUUGAACA
Dreissena polymorpha is the source of this 3348-nucleotide messenger RNA. RefSeq lists its product as uncharacterized. The transcript is spliced from 8 exons. The record is from RefSeq and is a predicted model, not a curated record. Bases 116 to 1282 code for a protein of 388 amino acids. NCBI's taxonomy places the organism in Eukaryota, Metazoa, Mollusca, Bivalvia, Myida, Dreissenidae.